Messenger RNA from Aaosphaeria arxii CBS 175.79, 387 nucleotides. RefSeq lists its product as uncharacterized. Lineage: Eukaryota; Fungi; Ascomycota; Dothideomycetes; Pleosporales. Bases 1 to 387 code for a protein of 128 amino acids. The transcript is spliced from 2 exons. The record is from RefSeq and is a predicted model, not a curated record.
AUGAAGCUCUCGUCAGCUACAAUCGGCCUCAUCGCACUCUGCGGCACUAGCAAUGCCUGGUACACCACGAUCCGCGAGAACAACUGCAGGAGCUCGCCUCGAUACUACUCGGUGAUCGGGACAGGCAAAUUCCAGUUCAAUCCCUGGAAGGGACCCCCAUGGAAUGGCUGGAUCGAAAAUUGCAGUUACUUCGAGGACCACGGCAACAGGGGACCUUUCAGGUGCGACGGCCCAAAUCCGGGAUUCAAGGCUGUGGCUGUGAAAGUGAGCAUUGGGAAGUGUCGUGCUGUUGAUCGCGCCAGAGGCGUGUCGCAGUAUUUUGCUGCUGCCCCUAUCUGCAACUUGAGGGAUGGGAGGGACUGGUCGGGCUUCGUCUGCGAGGACUGA